AUGACCCACCUGAGCAGACGACAAGCACGCGCGAUCACCGGGACUACAAAGGGCGUCUACGCGGAUUUUAUGAAAGCUAAGGGUCGCCCUGAGGUUAUCCAGGAGCUGGGUGACGACGCGAGACUAUUUUGGUUUGGACCAAGGAAAGCUGAUCGCGUUUUGUUGUUCUUCCAUGGGGGUGCGUUUCUCUUUCCUGCACUCUCGUCGACUCCAUGGCUUUGGGAUCAUGCUCAAGAUAUAUUAUCAAAAAGAGGUGUAGAAUUUGACAUCGCGAUGUUGAAUUACACUCUGAUCCCUGAUGCGCCCUUCCCAACCCAACUCAAGCAAGCUGUGCUUGCCAUACAGCACCUAAUAGACACUGGUAUCAAACCCUCUCACAUCCAACUCACAGGUGACUCGGCCGGCGGAGCACUCAUCCACCAGGUACUCUCUCACAUCUUGCACCCGCUUGCGGGCGUCCCAGAAUUGUCCCUCUCAGAGCCUCUGGGUGGGGCGUAUAUGAUGUCCCCAUGGACAAGUCUCACAGACAGCUCUUUGCUAAGAAGCAACCAAGGACGGGGAGACCUCGUCAGCGUGCCUAUCUUCACAUACUGGGGAUCCAUUGUCCUUUCUGGCGUCCCCACACCCGACCUUCCGUACAUUGACGCGUACUCCGCACCUCAAUCCUGGCUCGAUGGAUCGGAUAAAGCAAUUAAGCGAAUACUUGUUAGCGCGGGAGAGCAUGAGAUCCUGCGGGACGCUAUAGUGGAUUAUGCGAAGGAGAAGCUUGGAAACCAUCACAGAGAUGUUGCAUUUUACUUGGAGGACAAGGGUGUCCAUGAUCAGCCGUUUCUGAACUUUUUGACUGGGGAUAAAGAUACAGGAAAACUGACAUCGUUUAUUAUCGACUGGUUAGAUAAUGGAUUCUGUUCCUGA
Molecule: messenger RNA, 915 nt
Organism: Psilocybe cubensis
Lineage: Eukaryota; Fungi; Basidiomycota; Agaricomycetes; Agaricales; Agrocybaceae
Exons: 3
Coding region: 1-915 (304 amino acids)
Molecular function (GO): hydrolase activity
Source: RefSeq, a predicted model, not a curated record